Messenger RNA from Hypoxylon trugodes, 1617 nucleotides. RefSeq lists its product as uncharacterized. The coding region runs from base 85 to 1578 and encodes 497 amino acids. The record is from RefSeq and is a predicted model, not a curated record. NCBI's taxonomy places the organism in Eukaryota, Fungi, Ascomycota, Sordariomycetes, Xylariales, Hypoxylaceae. Gene Ontology annotation, biological process: intracellular transport. Gene Ontology annotation, cellular component: nuclear pore; cytoplasm. The transcript has 4 exons. Gene Ontology annotation, molecular function: GTPase activator activity.
AAGCUGCACUUUACGUAGUUAAUUUUUUUUAUUUUACACCACCUCUUUGUCACAGACAUCCAUCUUUCAUUUCCUUCCAACUUAAUGGAUACCAAUAAACGCAGUCCUACACCUGAACACCAUCCACCUGAAGAUCCCGAAACCGCAGCUGCGCGCAAAGAAUUAAAACAAACUGUCAUUUCAGAACAUCAUCAUUCAUCAUCAACAAUGUCUACCGCAAAGGCAGACCCCGCGCCCAAGGCCGCUUCCAGCGGUGAUAAGGCAUCUACGAAAAAUCCUACCUCCGAUCGCGGCUCAGUUGAGCCUCAGAACGACGAUCUCAAAGAUCAGGUAUCAUCUCCUAAGAAGAAGCGAGCACGCGAUGAGCUCGACGAAUCUCGAGAAGCUCCCUCCGAUGCGAACGGCGACGUUUCCCCGAUCGGCGCCGAUGGUCGAAAUGAUGAAUCGGAACCUGAGAAGAAACGUCCUCGUGACUCAAGCCAGUCCAAGGCCAAAUCGGAUGCGCCUACUACUACAUCCGAAUCCAAGUUUUCCAAGUCGACGGACCCUAAGCCCGAUUCGAAGAGCGACAAGCAAACCUCCGAGAAGCAAGCAACGACCAUUAAGGAUAACGUUGCCGCUGAUAAGGAUAAGAAGGGUGCAACAUCUACAUCGGCAUUCAACAGUUCCGGGAUUGCGGGUUUCGCUACCCAGGCUUCGCCUUUCCUACAGGCAGGCACAAAACCUCUAUCAUCUUUUGCGAGUCCAUCGACCUCGAAGUCUCCUUUUGGUGCCCCGGCUGCUACCACAUCCUCUACCACUACGGUAUUCGGCGGCAGUAGUUUAUCCAACGGAGCUUCGCCUUUCGGCCAAGUAGGUGGAGCACCAAAACCUUUUGGAAGCGCCGUCUUUGGUGGUACCUUUGGCAGUAAAAUUGGCAGUCCCUCGCUCACAAGUUUUGGCAAACCCGGCGAGUCGUUUAAGAGCAACAAACCGGCUAAACCUUUCGGAGCACCAGCCAGUGAAGAGGAAGAUGAUGGCGAAGAGGGCAACUCUGACAAUGAGGAGAAGGCCGACAACGAAGAGGAAGAGGCCCAAGAAGAGAAGUCCGUCGCAGCUGACGACAAGAAGAAGCAAACGAAGCUCCAGCGCGUGGUUGUUGACGAUGGCGAGGCUGGUGAAGCUACCAUCCUCCAGGUCCGUGCGAAGAUCUAUCACCUUGACAAGGCUAGCAGCUCUUGGAAGGAACGAGGCGCUGGAAACCUGAAGAUCAACGUACCAGCAUCUUGCAUCGAUUUUGACGAGGACACGGGCGCACCUGUUCCUGGAAGCUUCGAUGUGUCUGCUCUCGAGGACGCCCAGUCAAAGGUAGUCCGCCUAGUCAUGCGACAGGAUUCAACUCACCGUGUAAUUCUCAACACGGUCAUCAUCCCGGCGAUGCAAUUCCAGGAGAAGUCGAUGGUUAAGGCAACCUGUGUGUUGUUCACAGCCAUUGAGGAUGACGGUGCCGUCAGCAUUCAGCUCAAGAUGAAUGAGGCGAAUGCGAAAAGUUUCAUCAACGAAGUCGGCAAGAUUCAGCGCGAACUCCAGUCGGUCUAGAAACCCCAAUCUGGAAUGCCCGCUGCUGAAAGCAAGAAA